Messenger RNA from Drosophila nasuta, 1265 nucleotides. RefSeq names its product signal transducer and activator of transcription C. Lineage: Eukaryota; Metazoa; Arthropoda; Insecta; Diptera; Drosophilidae. The transcript has 3 exons. The record is from RefSeq and is a predicted model, not a curated record. Bases 218 to 1240 code for a protein of 340 amino acids.
ACUUUUCUCACUCGUUACUUUUGGCAAUAACAGCGUGCUAUUGUUUUCAAUGUGAAACUAAUUCGAUACGCAAAUCAUUAAAAGUCAAAUAAAUAAUUACAAGCAGCAAAAAGAGCAAAAGAGAUCGAUUUACGCACAAUUAACGUAAACAAAAGUAAAUUGCAGAAUUUGAGACUGAAACGAAAUUGUUUUGCAUUAAAGUUUGUGAACGUGUUCGAUGGAUUCUCACGGUGCCAAAAGAUCGGCGGAGCCCAACAUGUACGAGCAGUUGGCCAAGAAGAUUUGGCGACCCAAUGCAAUGAUCGAUGGCGACGCCCAAUCCGAAGAGUUGUCGACACCGAUACCGACGCCGAUAACAUCGCCACCGCCACCGGCGCCGCCUCAACCGCAAUCUCAGCCCGAGGGCAGCAAGAGCAUGAAGCUGCCCAGCGCUGAGUCAACGACUAGCUUUCUGGCCGAGGUGCUGAGCGCUCUCUAUGGCGAUACGACGGGACAUCCGGAGCAUGGCAGCUUCAGCUAUCACAAGGCAGCCGAGCGUUAUGCCCUCACUGGCGAUGGCAAGUUGGCCAAGCGAUCGUCGGGAUCGUCAUCGGCGGCGUCGUCGGGCAGCCAGUCGAGGUCACAGCAUUUGCCACCAGGAUUCGGGAAAGCAGAACGUGCGUUGUAUGAACGCAACAAAUUGGCAGCGGCGGCGGCUGCACGUCAAGUCAAUGCUAACGGCAAUGUUGGGAGCAAUUCUGUGGCGCCAAAUGCGAGCGGCGAUGCUGGCGUGGCGGGACGUGCAGCGCCAUCCACUAUUAACGAACUGUCUCACAUUUAUUUGCAGCUGUUGCAGCAACAACUGCCCCAGCAGCAGGCCCAACAGCAGCAGCAUCUGGUCGCUGGUGCACCGAACAACAUGUCCAUGCCCAUCUAUGGCUUGGCCUGCGGUCAUGUCAAUGACCUAACCCAGGUCUAUGCUCAGCUGUUGGCCGCCAAUUUUCCCCAGAAUGUCGCACAGCAGCAACACCAGCAGCAGCAACAGUCUUCCAGUGCAGCAGCUGCAACUAUACUCUAUGAGGCGAUGCUUCAACAACGUGUCCUGCAGCAGUUGCAGCAACAACAAAUGCAACAGCAUGCCCAGCAGCAACAACAACAACAGCAGCAACAACAACAACAGUCGCGCACUCCACGUGGCAUCUACGGAGGCAACUACAACUUGAGUGGCGGCAACAAGACGCAGCAGCCGGACAGCAAAUAAUAUUUAAAUAUUUGCUUAAAUGUCA